Giardia duodenalis is the source of this 3393-nucleotide messenger RNA. RefSeq names its product Rab geranylgeranyltransferase. The transcript has a single exon. Gene Ontology annotation, cellular component: Rab-protein geranylgeranyltransferase complex. The record is from RefSeq and is a predicted model, not a curated record. Gene Ontology annotation, molecular function: Rab geranylgeranyltransferase activity. Bases 1 to 3393 code for a protein of 1130 amino acids. Lineage: Eukaryota; Fornicata; Diplomonadida; Hexamitidae. Gene Ontology annotation, biological process: protein geranylgeranylation.
AUGACUGAGGGAAUGACUAAGGACGGUCUGAAGACCCUCAUGCUGCGCUUCCUAAUAGGCCAGAUGGAGGAGAUACAGAAUCCUACGCUAAUGGAGUUAGUAGGUCUUUCUCACACCAAGCUUUCCGGUCUUUACUGGGUCCUUUGCUCUAUCUUUAUAUUACAUGGACGACAGCCUACGGACGUAUUUCUGCAGCAACUGGUUCCUGGCACAGUGAUUACUAUUGAUCGCCUGCAUCAAUUUGUCAAGGAUUGUCUGGUUGUGCAACCCACAAAGGGAAAUCAGAGUGAAAUAGCAGGAUUCAGCGGCAGCCCGGGUCAUGACAUGCACCUGGUGCAUACAACUUCAGGACUGCAGUGUCUGCUCCUGUUAAACAAAUUUUCAGAAACCGUUUCCCCAGAACUUGGUGUUACCUUGGCCAACACCAUUAUCGAUCUACAGGCAGAAGAUGGAGGCUUUUAUGGAGAUUACACUAAGGAGAGAGAUACACGGUUCUGCUACUGUGCAGUUCUCAGUCUCACAAUCUUACUCAAACGGGUGCCCUCUCUAAUUGGGCUUCAUUUGAAUAACUUGAUAGAUGUAGAUGCCCUUCGCUCCUACCUUCUUCGGUGUUUGAAUUCAGAUGGUGGCUUCGGAACUACCCCCGGGGACGAGUCACACGGUGGACAAACAUUUUGCUGCGUGGCAACUAUGCACCUGCUGGACAGUCUGCACUUGAUACCAAAUAUCCAGAGAAGCCUCUUUCUAUUAUCUAAUAGGCAAUGUGCUAACGGGGGUCUCUGUGGUAGACCUGAUAAGGAGCCGGACACAUGCUAUUCUUGGUGGAUAGGGUCUCCUGCUUACAUCCUCCUCGACUACCUUCUUAACGCAAAUAACAGUCGUGCUGCUGAGUGGGAUGAGAAGUGCGUUGAUAAUAUAAAGGCAAAGAUGAUCUUCAACAUCGACGCGCUGUUACGCUUCAUUACCGUUUGUAUUAACCCAAAGGUGUCCGGUGUUGCAGACAGGCCAGAAAACUACCCUGAUGAGUACCACACGUUCUUCUCUCUCGCGGCCAUGAGCCUCUUUAAUGUUACCCUACCAGGCUUGGGCAAGCUCUGUCCCAUGCAUCCGUCCCUUGCUCUUCCCAUUUCUAUAUGCUGUCGACUCUUCGACGGAGAGCGUAUGUACAGCAUGGAUUCUCGUCGAAGUUCGUCUGUGGGAAGUAGCAUCCGUGUGACACCCCAUCUAAGAUCCAUCAAGGGGUCACUAUGCACGCCAGCCCCUUCAACAGCGACUACAUCGCUGUCUCUUCGCGCUUCUACAAACAGAGCUUCUAAUUACACACAUUCUAGCCUUCAACAUGUCCCCGAACGCCUCUCUUCUAGUCAGGAAAACUCUCCGCGAGAUUUCAAAAAUCUCAAAAAAAAUCUCAUAAAGAGUGCUGAGGAUUCUGAACUCAUGGCGAGCCGGUGCGCCCCUCCUAUCAGCGAAGCAGCAAAUGAUCUUGUGUGUCCAAUUGAUCGUUCAGAGAAUAUCAGCCAAGAGAGCGUCUCUACACAGCAACCCAAUAACCAACUACCUCCGAUAGAUCUUCAGGCACGCAGAGACGCAUCGUCCAUGCUUUUUGAGGCCCGAGGGCCUACAGCACAUGGGUCCUCUGUGUUCGACGCAAAGAUAUAUGAGCUCCGCAAAAUCUCAGCUCUGUUGGCUAUGGAAGGUAAAACUGUGGCAGGCAUUUAUGAGUACUUACUUACAAAUAGUAACGGCCCAAUUCCACCCAGUCUACUUUCUGGAAGCUCGGCCCUCAAUGUGUCCGUCGGAGACGGAGAGCAUCAACCCUCAGCAAUGCUUCUAUCUACAGUAAUAAACAAAGGCCCCGAGGUGGUUUAUCUAACCCAGCGACAGGCACAGCUUAGCGACGAUGCAGAGGUUCGUAUCGACAAAGGAGAUGAUAGAUCCUUUUCGACGGGCAUGCCUGCCCUUAGUGCUAGCGAAUCUCGGGCCAUUAAUGUCCUUUUGAUGAGUGCAUCUAAAGAGAAGCCCCAGCAGUCGGUGUAUGAAGACACUGACGGCUGCACCGAUCUUAACCCCGCUGCCCUCGAUCCCCUGUUAGAUACUGCACCUGGUCUAGCUGACACUCAGGAUGCUAUAGAGGGACUCCCCUGUCCUGCAAGUGGCUUCAGCAGCGAUUUUGGCUUUGCUAGAAUCUCCUCUGUCUUAAACGUUAAGGCACCUAGUGCCGCUGUGAAACUCGAUCGGCAAGAUAAGGUCACAUUUGCAAGUCCUCUUUACAAAACUCAAAAAAAGGAUGAGAUCCAAUCAGGAAAGGCUGUCAAUCGUCAGAAUUUGCUGGACAAUAAUACCUUUGAGAAGCUGUUCACAAGUACCUUUGCGGGGGACCAGCAGCAAUCUGGCCUUACCGACUCUCAAAUUAUCAACACGUUUGUCGACACUGAGCUCUCUCACCAACCAUCUAUCUACGCCUACCAGACCGGGACAAGGAAUUUCUUUGACUCUUUAUCAAUCCAAGAUCACAAUGACCCAAGUGUUUUAUUUAAGGUUUGUAAUAAGCAGGAUCUUCCAUCUGACAUUCUGAUGAAUUUGCUUCCUAGUGGGGUAAUGGGGCGCUCAGGGCUAGAUUCAUUUCGAGAUAGGGAGACAGGUCAUACGCUGUCACACAAACAGAAUCUACGAGCCAACGCCACAGCAUCCGUCCUCUUCACAGAACCGCCGAUGGGAGCGGGUCUUCGGCGCAAUAAGCAACGACAGUCUUCGUUCUUAUACCAGGCCAACCAAGUGUCAUCAGACAUGCUCGCUGCACGGAUGCACCACAAGGCAAGGACAGAGGGAGCCCCUCGAGAUCAUGCCAAAGAUGUACACCAUAGGACAUUCUCUACGGGUGUGCUGUCCAGCGUCACUCAGCAAAUGAUUGCACGAAUUCUUGGAGACACGCCUGAUAAAAUCCAGCAACUUCCGCUCCAGAAGAGCGUCGUUCGCACUGAUGGAGAUUCUAAGGUGAGUCAGAAAUUCAAUGCGGCUGGGGGACUCAACAUUGGCACACUAGUCAGUAACGCUUCUCUUGACAUCUCACGCAUUCACACACUUGUCCAAACUCCAUCCAGAAGGGAGCAUGUUGUACCCGAUGCAGACACGUUCCACGAGACGUCUGUGGGUAUGCUUCACAAGGGUACUGAAGCUGUGGAUCACGAGGCCGACGUGGACAGCGAAGUAAAGGAGCCUGGCCCAAGCAAUAUGAGUGAUAUCGCCCCGAAUCUGGACGGCGAUGCACCCGGGUCGUCCCUCUUCAACUCUAAGAGUCAGAGUAGCGUAGAGAAGGGUGCACACACUCAAGAUACUGGCACAUGUGACGAGAAGGAUGAUAAUAAUGAGUUGGUAAUUAGCGAAGUCAUAUAG